Dromaius novaehollandiae (emu) is the source of this 4857-nucleotide messenger RNA. RefSeq names its product CUGBP Elav-like family member 1 (gene CELF1). The record is from RefSeq and is a predicted model, not a curated record. The transcript has 16 exons. The coding region runs from base 374 to 1843 and encodes 489 amino acids. NCBI's taxonomy places the organism in Eukaryota, Metazoa, Chordata, Aves, Casuariiformes, Dromaiidae. Gene Ontology annotation, cellular component: ribonucleoprotein complex; cytoplasm; nucleus. Gene Ontology annotation, molecular function: mRNA 3'-UTR binding. Gene Ontology annotation, biological process: mRNA splice site recognition; regulation of alternative mRNA splicing, via spliceosome.
UUUUAGUUUUGUUUAGGCUACCGUGCUCACUUAGAGGAUAUAAUACUUUAUUAGAAGAACUGAACAAAUUGGGAACAAAUCACAACUGAAAAUGACUACAAAAUAGUGAUGAUAAACCUCAAGAGAUCUUCCUUUGGAAAAAAGAUCAGUGAAGACUGGAACUGCUAGAGGGAGGUGCAUAGCUGCAGGAGUGCUUAGACAGAGGAAACAUCUUCCUGUAAGCGAGAGGAAUAGGUGAUUUUUCCUGCUUCGUCUAUGGGCAGAGAGCUGGGAGUCCUGGGGGUUCAUCAGCCAGACAAAAGUUCCACUUCAGAAUUCAUUUCCUUUGAGCUUUCACAGCACUAAUUGGAGUAGGAGCUACAGCUCAAAGAAAAUGAAUGGCACACUGGAUCACCCAGACCAACCGGAUCUAGAUGCUAUCAAAAUGUUUGUGGGUCAGGUCCCACGCAGCUGGUGUGAGAAGGAUCUAAGAGAACUCUUUGAACAGUAUGGUGCUGUCUAUGAAAUCAAUGUCUUGCGGGACAGGAGUCAAAACCCUCCUCAAAGCAAAGGGUGCUGUUUUGUUACAUUUUAUACCCGUAAAGCUGCACUAGAAGCACAGAAUGCUCUUCACAAUAUGAAGAUCCUCCCAGGGAUGCACCAUCCUAUCCAGAUGAAACCAGCUGACAGUGAAAAGAAUAAUGCAGUAGAAGAUAGGAAGUUGUUUAUUGGAAUGAUAUCCAAGAAGUGCAAUGAAAAUGAUAUCCGAGUGAUGUUCUCCUCCUUUGGGCAGAUUGAAGAAUGCAGAAUAUUACGGGGCCCAGAUGGUCUGAGCCGAGGUUGUGCAUUUGUGACUUUUACAACAAGAGCCAUGGCACAAACAGCAAUCAAAGCAAUGCACCAAGCACAAACCAUGGAGGGUUGCUCUUCUCCUAUUGUGGUAAAAUUUGCAGACACGCAAAAGGACAAAGAGCAGAAACGAAUUGCUCAGCAACUCCAGCAACAAAUGCAACAGAUCAGUGCUGCCUCUGUAUGGGGAAACCUGGCUGGUCUGAACACACUUGGACCCCAAUACUUAGCACUUUAUUUGCAGCUCCUUCAGCAGACAGCAGCUGCUUCAUCUGGGAACCUGAACACACUGAGCAGCCUCCACCCUAUGGGAGGACUGAAUGCGAUGCAGUUACAGAACCUGGCUGCGUUAGCAGCUGCAGCCAGCGCAGCUCAGAAUACGCCGAGUGGCACCGCUGCACUCACUUCCUCCAGCAGUCCCCUGAGUGUGCUCACCAGCUCAGCAGGUUCCUCACCUAGCUCCAGUAGCAGCUCCUCUGUUAACCCAAUGGCUUCUCUUGGAGCAUUGCAAACGCUGGCAGGGGCUACUGCAGGCCUCAAUGUUAACUCUCUAGCAGGAAUGGCAGCCUUAAAUGGAGGACUUGGCAGUAGUGGUCUCUCCAACGGGACAGGUAGCACAAUGGAAGCCCUCACCCAGGCCUAUUCUGGAAUCCAGCAAUAUGCUGCCGCUGCAUUGCCCACACUCUAUAAUCAGAGUCUCUUAACACAGCAGAGUAUUGGUGCAGCAGGAAGUCAAAAAGAAGGUCCAGAGGGAGCCAAUCUGUUCAUCUACCAUCUCCCCCAGGAGUUUGGGGACCAGGAUCUGCUGCAGAUGUUCAUGCCAUUUGGAAAUGUCGUCUCUGCCAAGGUUUUCAUUGACAAGCAGACCAAUCUGAGCAAGUGUUUUGGUUUUGUGAGUUACGACAAUCCUGUCUCUGCACAGGCUGCCAUUCAGUCAAUGAACGGCUUUCAGAUUGGCAUGAAGCGUCUGAAAGUACAACUCAAGCGCUCUAAGAAUGACAGCAAGCCAUACUGAGCGCCCCUCCCCUCCGGGACUGGAGUGAGAAGGAUCUUCUGAUUCCUGCCGUUUGUUCAUCGUUGUGCCUAAAGCAUGUCGAUGUGGCGUUCAAGUACAUCGUCCAAAUCCUUGUCUCUUCAGCUUCUCUGAUGCUUGAACUCUCACCUUUGACCUUGUGUUGACCUUUGAUGCUGAUGUGUAUUUUUAUUAUGUUUGUUUCUUUCUUUGUUUUUGUUUUUUUGGGUUUUUUUUUGUGCUGCCAAAUUGGUUUUGCUAGAAAGACUGCUGAAGGGGAAUAUUUAAACUUGCAUUUGAAUAUUAAAAAAAUUUCUAUUUUUCUAGACCUUCGUAAGAUAACCACUUGAUUUUGUGAAUCUGAUUCUUUGUAAUUGUCUUCAGAGCAGCCUUGCUAGCAUACCUUGUGGAUUAUUUGUAUUUCUGUGAACAUACAGCCAAUCACUUUCUAGGCUUAGUUUUUCUGUGUGCUUAGUUUUAAAAACACAGUUUUGAAGAAAAAGUCAAUUAUAUGGUGUGACUCAAUCUUUCAGGAGGCUUCCUAGUCACAUUUUGCUGAUCUGGUUUCUGUGCUUGAGGAGACAGCAUGUAUUUUUGAGUUCAAACUCGUGACUUGAGUGGCAUCAGCAGAAAACACUUGAACUACACUUUCUUCUGAUUGUAGCUACAUUUUUGCCCUGGCACUUACUGAUUCCUCCCCCCCCUCCCCCCCUUUCCCUGUGUGAUUCUCAGUCUGCAGUGAAAAUUUGAUCAAAGUUGAUGUUGUAUUUUGUUAAGCCCCAGCAUGCUUGUUUUUUCGUAACUACAAUCUCCUCAGCAAAAUGUGAUGGUUUUGUUUUAUUCUUUCAAACUAAGAUAGUGCCCAGAAAUAUUUUGCAUGUUUCCUGCUGUUUUCUUCACACCCUCGUAUAUAUCGCCUUCACCUCUGUUUUCUAUAGUUUGUGCAAAAACUGAGCAAUUUAAUGGGUUUCAAAGGUAUCCUUUUAAAUUGGUGUUUUUGGUAUAACAAAUGUCCAAUCAGAAGCCACCUGAGGGCAUCUACCUGUGCACUUAGACUGUCUGCCUGACAAAGCACCUGGACCUUGCUCCAUCUCCGGAGCCGUAGGAGGUGCCUGGGGGCUGGGUUGCACUGCUCCCGUAGCAGGAGUUUUGGUGGAAGGGAAUAGCUGGGAAGCAGGAAGGUGGGGCAACUUCACAGUAUUUCUCUUUCCAAAAUUCUCUGAAAUGAGGGCUCCUUCGAAACACUCUUUACUAGUAUUUUAUCAAAGUUGGGGCACAUUUUUUGUGAAGUCCAGCCCCAGUUUAAUACCAUCAGUCAGACCUAGGUGGCAGGAUUUGUGAAGACUCUGUGUUAGCUCUUGAAAUAAAAUGUUUGGAAUAUCCCAGAGAAAGCGUUUGUAAACCUGGUCACACAACUGCUAGCUCUUUCCCCAAGUGACAAGCACAAUACAACAGCCUCUGAAGCUGUUACCUGAACAGGGUACCAUCCCCAGCUCUCUUCUCAAGGGCCUUAGCUGGGGAAUCUCUACGGAGAUUUUUUAGGUUUUUUUAGUUUUUAAUUGGGUAAUGAGCUAAGCAGUUUUCUGCCUCACAGCAUGAACUAGGACAGGUUACCGCUUUCUGGGUGGCAGACUUCCCCCUACCCUACAUACGAUCUGCACAGGUAGCAACUGGGAUGUAGCUUCUAGAUGAAGGCACCUGGAAGAGUGUUUGCUGUGGUGAAAUUUCAGUCCCAGGGAGAAGUGAGCUAGUGUAGGUGCCUUAACAGGAGAAAAUAGUGCAGAGUGAAAUCCCAGGAGAAGGGGAUUUGCUGAGAAAAUAAAUGCUCUUUGAUUGGGUAGAAAUCUUAUCUUUGUCCAGUGCUCGGGAUAAUAAAGAUGCUAAAGGAUUUACUCUAUUCUACUGCUGAGUUGGCUGAGGAUACUAUAAUUCUCAAUAGACAUUGGUUAGAUUUGUGUAGACAGUCCUUAACCUGCAUAUAAAAGACAGAACAUUUUUAGAUACGGUGCAUAUACCUGGGAGUGGAGUGCGAGGCUGGAUGAGAAAAGGACAGGGACUUGUUUAUUUGGGAGGUAGGGUGGCGGGCUGGCUGCUGUUAGUCCCACAGUCUGAAUGCACAGGGCUGUGUGUCAGUGGGGGGCACUGAUACCCUGCAGUGUAUUGAGUAACUGCCAAUAUGUUUCUGUACAUGCGCAUUUGGUUCCAUAAGGAACUUCGGGGAAACCUGUGGAAAACUAUCUGAAGAAAACCAAAAUGCCAAACGUUGGAUGUUUCUUUCCUUUCUUCUUUCCUUUUCUUCCUUUGGUUGUUUUAAUUGUUCUGUGGUGGUUUUAAUGGAUUUGAGACAGUGGAGCAGCAGCUGCCUUUCUGAUUUUUGGCUGCUUUUUGUGAAUAAUUUAAAAAGAAAACUUACAUUUUGGAGACAAACCUGUGGGCUUUUUUAUUGGUACAAACAUUGUAUUUAACACUAGGGGUUUUGUACAGUUUUUUGCCUUUUCUACUAGAAAACAAUGUAAAGUGAUUCACAAUGUGAUGAGAAAACAAAUUGCCACUAUGACCAAAUGUAGAGUCUGUUCUGCAGUAACGGGAUUUAAUCAACUCGAAGUCGUGGUUCAGUCGUAGAAAUGCUUUUCUUUACCUUGUUUGAGCUGUUCCUUUUUUCUUGUUUUGAUUUGCAAAACAAAAUGUCUUUUUGUGUGAAAUUGUGUUGUACUCUGUAGAGAAUUACGGAUUUUACUUUAAUGGUUUAAAAAGCAGAGGAGCACGUGUUGCUUUUCUGAGCUGAUCGCAGAGUUUGUGUAGUGGAUUUAAAAAUGAAAAGAUUUGUUACAAGUUUGGAACGAGCGAGUAUGUGUUAAAGGAAUUUUCUUCCUUUUGUGUGUGUUUUUUUUUCUUUUUGUCCCAAAGGGCAACUUAAAGCUGUUUUAAUUGCACAGACACACCGACAACAAGUCAUUUUGUAUAUGCCAAGUGUGGUACCUUCCUUUGUUUAUUUGCUAUUAAACUGUUUGAGAAGA